AUGGCUGUUCUGCAAUGUUUGAAGGUGGCCAAAAUUCCACCCACAUUUAAAGAGUUGGCACAGAUGAUCCUUGAAAUGAUUGUGAAGAUAAUGUUGUUAUACAAAAGCAACAGAGUAGAUUUCGUCACAGAUAGAUAUUCUGAUCUUAGUAUCAAGAACUGUGAGAGAAAUAGAAGAGCAGCAGCUGGAUAUCAGCGCAUUGAGAUAUUCAGUGGUGAUCAGAAGACACCUACGCAGUGGAAGAAAUUCUUGAAUUGUGGUUCAAACAAAGAAGCACUUGUUGAAUUCUUGUUCAAGUCCUGGUGCCAAGCAAUCCUUUCCAUUACCACUCUUGAAGUUCAUUUGUUCAUGGCGAUUUGUGUCAUCAUUUAUGUUUUGGCAACCGGACACUUCCAACAGUACGUCCCAUUCCAGAGCUGACCUGCAGUCACGAGGAAGCAGACACACUGUUGCUUCUCCACGCACAUCAUGCUGCUGUAUCUGGAUGGUCAGACGUAAUUAUUAGGAGCCCAGACACAGAUGUUGCAAUCAUCAGCUUGCCAAUGCAAGAAUCCUGUCAGGCAAACUUAUUCUUUGCUACAGGCAAUAAAGAUCAGGAACGCAUUCUUGACAUACGCUGCAUGGUUGAGCAAGUUGGUCCUACUCUUUGUGCAUCAUUAAUUGGCCUCCAUGCCUUCACAGGUUGUGACUCUACCAGUUCCUUUCACGGGAAAGGCAAGCCUACUUUCUUCCAUCUUGUGAAGGAAAACGACCGGUAUGUAAUGGCAUUGACGCAAUCCUUCAACACCGAGAGAGCUUAUCACUCUGUUGGAAGCACUA
Molecule: messenger RNA, 819 nt
Organism: Paramuricea clavata
Lineage: Eukaryota; Metazoa; Cnidaria; Anthozoa; Malacalcyonacea; Plexauridae
Source: the annotation of a GenBank genome assembly